Messenger RNA from Myotis daubentonii (Daubenton's bat), 1205 nucleotides. Its product is annotated as zinc finger and SCAN domain-containing protein 5B-like. The record is from RefSeq and is a predicted model, not a curated record. The transcript is spliced from 2 exons. The coding region runs from base 198 to 1205 and encodes 335 amino acids. NCBI's taxonomy places the organism in Eukaryota, Metazoa, Chordata, Mammalia, Chiroptera, Vespertilionidae.
GAGUAUAGGUGAUGGGAUUGGCCCCAAGGAAGUCUAGGCAGAGCCACAAAACUAUGCUGUUAGGUAAGCUGGGGUCUCAGGUCAGGGAGAUGGACAGGACCGGGGAAGGAGGGACGGAGCUUCCCACCCCUGGCUUCAGACACAUUUAACCCCCCUUGCUUACCCACUGUCAGGGGCAGAAAGUCUUCCUGCCAGAGAUGAUUCCCACGAAAAGUGAUCUGGAGGGUGUGAGACCCAUGGAGAAUUUGGUGAAUUUAGAGAAGGAUAUGAUGGAAGACAGACAAGAGGCAGCAGUACUCACGUCUCUAGACCCUCCGCUUCCCAGCAGUCCCGGAGACUCGGUGAAGACAGAGGGGGAGCAGAACCCGCAGGAAGGAAUUGGUCUGGAGCGUGUGGAUGUCCGUGACGUGCCUCCCACCCACGUUCCGGAGACACAGGCUUUGAGUCAGCGUCCAAAGAGAAGAGAUUCUGGGAAUCCAGGAGGUGCCCCCAAGAGAAAAAGGGGCAACACUCCCACCCCCCAAGAGGAGCCUCAAGAAGGAGCCAUGUCGUGGGACACAGGAGAAGUCACCAGAUGGCACAGGUGCCAUUCAGUGGGUGCACCAAGCACCGUGGAGCCAACUGGUCACCCUGUUGGCAAGGAAUCCAGGAGGAAGACACCCUAUGAGUGUGAAGACUGCAGCAAGAGGUUCAGCUACAGAUCACAGUUAGAACUUCACCUGAGGACACACACAGGAGAGAGACCGUUCCAGUGCCUUGACUGUCCCAAGAGGUUCACUCGGUUCUCAGACCUCCGUGUCCACCAGCGGAUCCACACGGGGGAGAAGCCGUUCUGCUGCACAGUCUGCCAGAAGAGGUUCACUCAGUUCUCGCACCUCCACGUCCACCAGCGGAUCCACACGGGGGAGAAGCCGUUCUGCUGUACAUUCUGCGAGAAGAGGUUCGCUCACGAGUCCACCCUGCGUGACCACCAGCGGGUCCACACCCAGGAGAAGCCUUACCAGUGCGCCGUCUGCCAGAAAAGGUUCAUCCAACGCACGAACCUCAACAAACACAUGCGCACCCACUCGGGCCCGAAACCCUACCUGUGUCCCCACUGCCACCUGGCCUUCCGCCAUCAGGGGACAUUUAAACGCCACCAAAGGACACAUGUCAACGAGGCGCCUCCGGGACUCCCGGUCCCUUCUGACCAGGAAGGAAACUAA